ACUACGUCCAUCCGGCCGUCCACACCACACAGCAGUUGUCAGUUCGCUGAAAUUCCGAAUCCCAAGACAGCAGCACCAGCAAGUGAACUCAGUGACCAUCGAGCAGCGGUAGAGGAAGGAAGUGUGCCGCCGCUCUCUCCCUGCAGUGAAAUUUCCUCUCGAAUCCAGCGAUUGAAAGAUGAAGGUAGUGGGUGUGGCAGUGAUGAUGGUAAUGGUGGUGUCGACGGCGGCAGGCCAUGACUGGGGCUGGGGUUCCUGUCCUUCUAUAAAGACCUUCCCAGAUCUGGAUGUAGACAAGUUCCUGGGGCUGUGGUACGUCAUCCAGCAGACAGACACCACCUCCUCCUGCCUCACCAUGAACUACUCCCGCGCGUCGCCCACUCAGCUCCGUGCCACCAAGUCCCGUCAACUUCUAGUGCUCGACUCCCUCAGCAUUGAGCACACCAACUCCUACACCGCCAAGCUGGACAUGCCAGACUUAGACAACCCAGCUGCCAUGAGGGUGAAGUGGCCCCUCAACCUGGCAGGCAAGGCAGACUACAGAGUGGUGGACAUUGACUAUGACAACUACGCUGUGGUGUUUGAGUGUCAGAAGUUUGCCAAUUUCCUGCACCGCAAGUCCACGGCCAUCCUUGCCCGCUCCCCAUCCCUCAGCAAUGAGAUCAUUUCUGAAAAGAGGAAGGCGCUAAAUGACAUGGGCAUCUCCACUGGGGACCUGGACGCCAUUGAUCACAGUGUGUGUGUGAAACGGGAGGAUGCAGGACUCAACAUUGAUAUUGACGAAGAGACCAUCAAGAAGAUGCUGAAGGAUGCUUCCCAGAGUGUCAGGAACAUUGCUUCUCAGCUCCUGACUCUUUUGCAGUUGGCUGGGGGUGCCAGCGACUUGGCAGCCAGCCUGGCUGAGCUCAGCAGGACACUGGCAAGCACCAGCUCCAACCAGGAGGCCGUGGCCAUCAUUGACUAGCAGACAUCCUUCACCUUCCCUCAGAGGAUGUGUCCUCUCCAACUGCCCACCUACACAUGGCCCACACAGGGUGAUUUGGACUGUCCUUUGAAAGGCACUUGUUUUCAUGUGGCAGGUGUAUGAGUAGAAUACAUGUCUUGGUUAACAGACUAUAGAAAGCAAGACUUGUGGAAUCAUUUUGUUAAAAAUGCUGACUCAUGCAAUGUGCAAACAUUACAAAAAAGGAAAGAGGUGCUUCUCAUCUGGUGGCUCAGUAAUCUUACACACUAUCUGUAAACACUACACAGCAAACACAUGAGUGCCUUUUUACUUGGUGGGUCCAUGUGCUAAUCUUAGAUCUAUGCCUACAUUAGUUUUCUUUCAGUUUUAGUUUUCUUUGUCUUUUAUAUAAGCUUUGUACAGGAAUGGUUUUCCACACCACAUGAAGAGGGAUAGCAGAGACAAGAAGCCUACACUCACAAAUUCAGUCACAGCCUCAGGCAUUCCCUAGAGGCAAAGAUGUUACUGUGAGCACAUCUGGGUGUCUUGUCUCAGCUUAUCCUCUUUAUGAGAAUGUCACACUGAUAUCUAGAUAUCAUCACCCUUAUGUUUCAUGUUUUUUCGAUGUACUAAACAUUUUCAUAAGAAAGAGAAGGCAAACUUGAUUUUUAGUCUUUGUCUAGUCCUUUUGUAAAUUUUUAGAACCUUUAAAAUAACUUGUAGUCAUAAUAUUUUAUUCUCAAUACAAGCUGGGCACUGAUGCAAUCACACAGUCACUUCAGCAAACUGCAAAUUCCAGUUUUCCGGAUGUGAUUUGGAUUUUUGAAAAUGUUACACUUGCUUUGGAAUUGCAGAAAAAUAUAAGUGGAAGAAUUUUAAGAAGUUUGUGAGUUUGCAGUUGUGAUUCUUGCUUGUAGUGCCUGGCAAUGUUCACUUUUAUAUUUCACUUAUAGGAAAAAUUCUGAAACAUAUUCAUCUGUUGUGAUUUACUUUGACCUGUUAAUGAAAAUAUUGCACUACACCUCUACAGUAGAAUCACAUUUAACUAAAUCUAAUAAGGGGAGAAUAAUUAAGAUCAAUACAAGAAUUCUGAUAUAAAAAAAUUAUAAGUUUUCCAUACAGAUAUAUAAAUAACCUAGUUUGAAGAAUAAUAGUAAAUUCUUGUUGGGUGUACUUCUACACCAAAGAACAUACCAUGACAGCACCACAGGGCAGCCAAGACUGUGUGUGUGUGUGUGUGUGUGUGUGUGUGUGUGUGUGUGUGUGAUGAGCAAAUGAGUUCUCUUGUGAACUGUGUUGGUGGCUGCCUGGUGAAGGAUUGGGGCUGAAAAGCUCCACCCUCUCUGCUCCUCACAACGUGUCCACAUUUUCAGAUGUUUAGAGAACAGUUAAAUGGGAUUCUACUGUAUUAAUUUUCAUCCUGGCCAUGGAGCAGAGCUGUAGCUUAAUAACUUCUUAACUCCUAUUAGUACAACAUACUAUUAAAUGAUAUGUUCUUAACUCCUAUUUGUACAACAUACUAUUAAAUGAUAUGUCAAGUAGAAUGUUAACAAAACAUUGACAUCAGGAAACAUGGUAUACAUGAGGUAAGAAAUAAAAUAAAUAAAUAAAAAACUGUUA
Scylla paramamosain (green mud crab) is the source of this 2563-nucleotide messenger RNA. Its product is annotated as apolipoprotein D-like. The transcript has 6 exons. Gene Ontology annotation, biological process: response to reactive oxygen species; lipid metabolic process. Gene Ontology annotation, cellular component: cytoplasm. NCBI's taxonomy places the organism in Eukaryota, Metazoa, Arthropoda, Malacostraca, Decapoda, Portunidae. The record is from RefSeq and is a predicted model, not a curated record. The coding region runs from base 179 to 964 and encodes 261 amino acids.